Messenger RNA from Racocetra persica, 494 nucleotides. NCBI's taxonomy places the organism in Eukaryota, Fungi, Glomeromycota, Glomeromycetes, Diversisporales, Gigasporaceae. The record is from the annotation of a GenBank genome assembly.
CUACUGCUGCUGAUAUUAAUACUGAUAAUACAGAUUCAGAUGAUUUUGCUGUUAUAAUUAAUAGUGCUGUUAUUUCUAAACUGUUAUCAUUUGUAAAUAAUGUUGUUAAUACAGUUUCAAAUGAUUUUACUAUUGCAGUUGAUGUUGCUAAUAUUGCUAAUAUAUCUGAUAAUAUUAUUAUAGAUGUAGAUAUUGUUCUUGUGGUUGAUGAUGAAGAUUCAGAUAAUUUUGCUAUUGUAGUUAAUAUUGCUAAUUUAUGUAUUAAAGUUUUUAAACUAUUAUUAUCUGCAGCAGAUAUUGAUAAUAUUACUAAUACAAAUUUAGACAAUUUUGCUAUUGCUGUUGAUACUACUAAUAUUGCUAAUAUAGUUAAUAAUACUAUUAUAAAUAUUGUUAUUGUAGUUGAUAAUGCUGCUACUAUUGUUAACACAAAUUCAGAUAAUUUUGCUAUUGCAGUUAAUGCUACUAAUACAAAUUCAGAUAAUUCUACUAUU